AUGAAAGUCGUAGAGUUUCGUCUUAUUUUGCCCCUCACCCCUGAGGAGUACCGGCGCUGUCAGAUAUUUCUAAUUGCUUUAGCUGCUCUAGAGACAGCAGAGGCGCAAAAGGAGACAGGGGGGGCCCCAAGGGGCCCCCUAAUUCAGAUAUUGGCAUCAGAGGAUUAUUGUAAAGAUGGGGAGAAGGGACAAUAUACCCAUAAAAGAAUAGAUAUAGCGGACAAGCUGCCUGGGUGGCUCUUAAAGUUCGUAGAUCGCGGGAGUUGCGCCUUUGAAGAAAAGUCAUGGAAUGCUUACCCGCGCCUGCGCACGGAGUACGAGUCGGAGAAGUUCUCAAAGGCGAAGAUAUCCAUCACCAGCAAUCAUCUCUCGGGUGUCUGCACAGACGACAAUGCAAUAAAUUUGUCUCCUGAGGCCCUUCGCCGUAGGAAGAUUGACGUUAUUGAUAUUGUUAAUGAUGCAGGGGGGUCUGCUGCAGAGGAUCUCCGCUCGUGGAAGUCAGAGAAGGCCCAAUUUGGUCCCCUUGCUCCUGAUUGGUUUACCAAUGUACCAUUAGUACCCCCAAGGGCCCCCAGGGCCCCCCGUAAACCUAGGGCCCCCAUACAUAGGGGAGGGGGAGGCCCAAGAGGGGCCCCUAUGGGGGCCCAAACGGGAGGCACCCAGGAUGCUAACACCGGAGGUGCUGCUGACGGAUCAGCAGGAAAUCCAGGGGGGGGGCCAAUAAGUACCCAAGGAGGCCCCCCCAACAAUACAGGAGAAAACAGUGUUGGGGGCCCCUCAGGGUCUGGUCUUCCUUACGCUCGUCAGGGGAGUCCUUCGAAUACCGCAGGGGUUGACGUGGGCCCCCCAUUGGGGGCCCCCACCACAGGGUCCCUUGAUUCAGGGGUUCGCACCACAGGACCCGCCCCUGAAUCAGGGGCCUCCUUGGGGGCCCCCAUGGGGGCCCCCCAGUUAGUACCCGCGUACCCUCUAAUGACGUGCUACAAAUGCUUUGAAGUAGACUUCCCCUACUUUGGCAUUGUAUCAGGAAGAAUAGAGGGUUGGGUUGUUGCUGCUAUGAGGCAGCAGCUGCUGCACUACCAUAGGAAAGCCGUCAGCUGUAUGGACAGGUGGUACGACCUGUCUCUAGAAGAAGUUCGUGCCUUUGAAGAAGACGUGAGGGAGCAGUUGGCUGUUUUGUCUUCUCUUUCUCGCAAUGCCUCGGGGGCCCCUCAGCAGCAGAGGGGGCCCCCGGAGGCCCCAGAAGGGGUCCCCUCCACUGAGGCCCCCCCUGCAGCAACUUCUGAGGACCAAAGGGAGACUGCCUCCUCUUCGGACUCUGAAGACGGAGGAGAGGGGGGCCCCUCAGCAGACAAGAAGGGGGGCCCCCAGGGGCCCCUGCAAGACAUAGAAGAGACUUUAAAUGACCCUGAUGUCUAUACAGGACGCAAGCUGCUGCCGCUGCAUCUGUCCCCUCGCAGCAUUGCGCUGCUGCAGCGGCUGCAGCAGGGUCUACUCAAUAAAUUCCCGACCUACUCCCAGCAGCAGCAGCAGCAGCAGCAGCAGCAGCAGCAGGGGAGGAACCGGAGCUUCUCUGGGAGCAACCGCGAUAGCCCGGGCCCCCCCACACCAACUCCUAGGCGCGAGGGCCCCGUAAAGAAUGGAUACAUACAUAAAUUAGGGGAUGGUCUAUGGAGCAGCCGGUGGCACUUACGUUACUUUUUGCUGCGAGGGGGGAGACUGCAAUACUUUGAUGACCCAAGGGACCAAAAGGCUAAACAAGUCUUCUCUCUUGCAGGCGCCAAGGUGGGCUGGGCCCCAGAAAUGACCGAGAAACCCUUUUCCUUUUAUGUAGAGACUGCAGCUAAGAGGCGCAUUUACCUCAGCGGAAGUAACGAGGAAGAGUCUCGGGCAUGGCUAUCGGCAAUACGUGAUUCAGCAGCGGCAAUGGACAGCAGCAGCAGCAGCAGCAGCAGCAGCAGCAGCACAGGUUUAGCGGACAGCGCAUAUAUGGACCUUCAAGAGUUUGCAGUUACGUCCUCUCAGGCCUCUGGGGGGCCCCAUGGGGGCCACUCGGAAGCACCUGGGGCCCCGUACCUCUCCUCUUUGGGAGGAAGCCCUCCAACAACACAAGUUGACGGCAGUACCCUAAUGACAUCAGGGGCCCCCCCUCUUGGUCAGCCUGUCAAGGUAGCGGCAGUCUUUGCUUCGCAUGCAGAGCCACCAGCGCCGCAUGCUGUUGCUGCUGCUGCGUCUUCUGGGAGUCCAGCAGCAGCAGCAGCAGCAACGGAUGUGAAGGACCCAGGAAGCAGCAGCAGCUGUCCACCGUCUGCUGCUAGCGACAAUGGCAACGGGGAGGAAGAAGACCCGCUGCAGCAGCAGAUCUCUCAGCUGAAGGGGCCUUUAAAGGAGGCAAUUAGAGGAUUAACAGGGCGGUGGAGGAACAGUUGUUGUUUUGUGGGCGAAGAGGUGGGGGGCCCCCACAUGGCCUACAUGGCGCAGACCCAAGAGAAGGGGCCCCCAAGACAGGGGUCACCCCAAAAGAGAGGGGCCCUCAAGGGGCCCCCCAAACGAACCCUAUAUGAAGUUCUUGAGGAAGAAGAAGGAGGAGAAUGCAAGCAGUCUCUUGCAGCAGAAGUCGCUGCAGUGGGGGCGCUUGCUCUGUCGCUGCUGCUGCUGCUGCUGUCUGCUGCAUGCGUGGCUAGCUGCUGCAGCAACAUCUUGUCUUUCUCCUUUCUGUUCUUAAAUAUGCUGUUGGGUCCCCUGAGGAUCCUGAUAUUUGGUAUAUCGGAGUUUGGGGGCCCCUGGGGGCCCCUUAGUUUCCUGGGGGCCCCUCUGGCGUUGCUGGGAACUGCUGUCAGGGCAGCAGCAGCAGCUGCUGCUUCUGUUUUGCUGCUGUGGGUGGCCCUUCGGUGCUUCCUGCUGCUUCCGCGCUUGUGGGGCCCUGACGGGCAAGGGGGCCCCCAGAGGGCCCCCGUGCAGCUGAAGGCUGCAUGCAUUGCAGAGGGGCCCCCAGCGUCUGUGCUGCUCUCAGGGUUGCCUCCCGAUGCAAACUCCUUAGUAGCAGGGGGGCCCCCUGACCCCUCCAUUUUGGCUGUGGGUGGCCCCUUCUUAAUGUCGAAAGGCAAUGGCUAUCUCAUCUUUUCUCAGCUGUCUCCUGCACCUCUUGAGGAAUCGUUGGAGGCCCCCAAAGCGGACCCCAAAGCGGCCCUGCAAGGGGUCCCCCAAGAGGCCCCCCAAGGGCCUCCAGCAGCAGGGCCCCAGUGGGAGCUGCUCAAAGAAUGGGUUUGUUGGCUCUUCGGAGAAGGGGCCCCCGGGUACUGGGUAGAGGUGCUGACAGGAGGGGCCCCCCAGAGGCGGGCCCCUCUUGAUGGUGUAGGGGGCUUCGAGGCCCUAUUAAUAACCCCCUUACCCUAUGCCCCAACUGGACCCCUUGUUAGGGGACAGGAGGAGGUACAGUUGCUGCAGCAUCUGCUGCAGCAGCAACUGCUGCAGCAGCAGCAGCAGAGGGCGGAGAAGAAGAAGCAGAAGGGACACUGGUGUUUGGCGUCUCUUCGGUAUCAGAUAUCCCCCCAGCAUGAGGGACAGACGCCCCCCUCCUCUCCUGCUGCUGCUGCUGCUCCUGCUGUUGGAGGCCCUCCUUGUAGCAGCAGCAGCGAGACGUUGGCCUUCCAUCUGCAGCAUAGCGGGCUGUCUUCUACCUCAGCUUCUGGGGCCCCCUCUGCAUGCAUCGAGUGGAAAGAGGGGGGCCCCUGUCUAGUAACAUGGGUAGGGGCUCUACGCUGGGGGCCCCCAGGUACGGUACCCUCUUGGAUGGAGGCACUGCUAACGCAGCAAAAGGCAGCGGAGACAAUGCAGUGUCUCGUUAUGCAGCUGAGGGCCCGCAGGGGCCUCUCUUCUGGCAGCAGUACCCAGUGCAAUGACCCCUUGGGGGCCCCCUCCAAGGGGAUCCCCUCCCCUCUGCAUGUUAACUCAAAGGAAAGAAUGCUUGGGGCCCCUCUUGAUGGCCUAGGUAUACAACGGGGGGCCCCCAUGGAUAUUGCUGAGGGGCCCCUGUCGGAGUUUUAUAGGACUCAGGGAGCCCUCGAGGCCCCCAUGGCAAAGGCCUUGGCGAAGCAACGCUGCAGAGAUACAAUGAUCAGGCCUUAUCCUCUAGCAGGUUGGAGGAGGGGCCCCCAUGGCCAUCGUCUCCCCUCUAACCACCUCCUGCCCAUAGGGUUGCUGAGGCCCUCUUCGCUGCUGCUGCUGCUGCCAGACUGCAUGGCACAGGGGCCCCCCAUCCUUAAAAGAGCAGCGGCAGGGGGCCCCCUUGAGCGGUUUAAGGCCGCUCUAGCCUUUGCUGUCUCCAUUCUGCACAGAGGUUGUUGGCAAGCUCCUCCGCUGGCUGCACUCUUAGGAGAGACAUUUCAGGGUCAUUUAGAGGAGCCUGCGGGGGCCCCCACGGCACCUUUGGGGGCCCCCCUGGGGGUCCCCCAAGGGGGUUGGCUGGUGUACGUGGAGCAGACAGGUGUGGGGCCCCCAAGUACCCUAUUUUGUCUCUCGAGCCCGGGGGCCCUUGAGCAAGUAUGGGGACAUUUAACAUUUACUGUGGAGUACCAGAGAAAUGGUUGUAUUAUAUCUAUAGAGGGGACAGUUAAGGUCUCUUUCUUAAGAGAGGAGACUGUCUCCUUUUCUUUGCCUAGCUUAUAUAUAAAGGGCCUCGUGUGGGGCCCCCGUCUCUUCUAUUGGCAGGGGCCCCUUAAGGUUCAGGGUCAGCAUAUGCGCUGUACCCUCAUGGUUGCUGGAUACACCUCUAAGAGGGCCCCUCAUGGGGGGCCCCCGUGUGAUGAAGUCAUUGGUGUCGUGUUGCCUGGGGGGCCCCACCAGGCAACAGAUAAUAAUAGCCAAGGGGGGGCCCCAGGGGCCCCCAAGCCAUUGGGUAUUAUUACGGGCUCCUACACGGACAGGAUCUUCUGGGACAAUGAAGAGAUAUGGAGUGUAUAUACACCGCAAGCUUUGUCUCUCUAUCAUGUCCCUGAGGAGGAGGCCCUACCAAUAGACAGCAGGUUUAGGGUGGAUAGCAUGCUGCUGCUGCAGGGGGAAGAAGAAAAAGCUGCUGCUGUUAGGAGGAGACAGCUGGAGCUCGAGGCAGCAGACAUUGCCAGCCAACAAAAGGCCAUCGGCCGUCACUCGGAGGGGCCCCAAGAACUUAUGGGGGGACCCUCUGGACCCAGCGGCCCCAUUUGA
Messenger RNA from Eimeria maxima, 5205 nucleotides. RefSeq names its product phosphatidylinositol transfer protein beta isoform, putative. Bases 1 to 5205 code for a protein of 1734 amino acids. The record is from RefSeq and is a predicted model, not a curated record. Gene Ontology annotation, biological process: phospholipid transport. The transcript is spliced from 24 exons. Gene Ontology annotation, molecular function: lipid binding. NCBI's taxonomy places the organism in Eukaryota, Apicomplexa, Conoidasida, Eucoccidiorida, Eimeriidae.